Messenger RNA from Bombyx mandarina (wild silkworm), 738 nucleotides. Its product is annotated as NADH-ubiquinone oxidoreductase subunit 8. Gene Ontology annotation, cellular component: membrane; respiratory chain complex I. Gene Ontology annotation, molecular function: NADH dehydrogenase activity; 4 iron, 4 sulfur cluster binding. Gene Ontology annotation, biological process: mitochondrial respiratory chain complex I assembly; mitochondrial electron transport, NADH to ubiquinone. The record is from RefSeq and is a predicted model, not a curated record. Lineage: Eukaryota; Metazoa; Arthropoda; Insecta; Lepidoptera; Bombycidae.
AUGUCUCUCGUACAGUGUAUAUGUACAUUAACAAAAAGACGAAACGUGUUUUUUGUUAUUUCUUAUUUUCGUCACAAAUCGGAUAUUCGUAAUCCUGGUGAGAACCGCCGUCCCAGUUCGAAUUUCCCCCCUCACCCUGCACAAUCUUGUGCGCAAGGACCUCAGCGUCCCCCAUUUUACUGCUGUCCGCGUACUAAAUACGAUGUACAAUAUACGUACAUAAACGACCAGUCGCCAUCGACGACAAUGAGAGACAUCUUUGAUCGGGCCUCGCAAACUUUGUUUUGGACAGAAAUAGUCCGAGGUUUUGCCGUAACUUUAGGACAUUUGUUCAAAGAGCCAGCAACAAUCAAUUACCCUUUUGAGAAAGGUCCUCUUUCUCCAAGAUUUAGGGGAGAACAUGCCUUACGAAGGUAUCCCUCCGGCGAGGAGAGAUGCAUUGCUUGCAAGCUUUGCGAGGCGAUUUGUCCUGCUCAAGCCAUAACCAUUGAGGCGGAAGAAAGAUGUGACGGUUCCCGGAGAGCAACAAGAUACGAUAUAGACAUGACUAAAUGCAUAUUUUGUGGAUAUUGCCAGGAAGCAUGUCCUGUUGAUGCAAUAGUCGAAGGACCAAAUUUCGAGUAUUGUACUGAAACCCACGAAGAGCUUCUAUAUAACAAAGAAAAACUGUUAUCAAACGGUGAUAGGUGGGAGCCAGAGAUCGCAAGUAACAUCAGAGAUAAUCAUUUAUAUCGUUAA